AUGCGAAUCCCAUUUCGCGUGGCCGUCGCCAUUGCGCUCGUUGGCGCCAUUUUCGUCUUGAAGCAGCACCUGAACUCGAUCGGCGAGCAAUGGCAGUCCGCCAAAGCGCAAGUCGCUAAUUAUGUCGUGAAUGAAGACGGCGCACACAUCGAGCUGGUCUCGGGUCGUGUUUCGUCUGCGCGGUAUGAUCCCACGCCAGCGCCAUCGAAAACUUGGCUGGAACCGACAAAGCCGGCGUUGCCGAAACCCGACUUUGUUCCACAGCAGAUCCCCGUCGACGUUCCGGAGCCCCAGCCGUUCGAUUGGUACUUGGAUGAUUAUCUAGAGGAGCUCCAGUUGGAACUGGAGAUGGCGCAGCAGGAAGAGGAAGAGGAGAAGAAGAAGAAGAAGGAGAAGCAAAGGACAAAGCCGCCAAGGCCCACGGUGUCACCCAUGACUGAUCGUGUCGUGGUUCUUGGAAAGAUGUCUUGGGAAGACACUGACUGGCUGGAUGAAGAGCUACCAGAAUGGCAGCAUGCCGUGUACACGGUCAAUGAUCCCAACGCAGAUCUGACCGUUCAAGAAAAUAAAGGCAAGGAGAGCAACGUUUAUCUACAGUAUAUCGUCGACAACUACGACAAGCUUCCGCAGUACAUGGUCUUCCUGCACGCCCAUCAAUUUAGCUACCACGUGGAGUUCGAAGAGCAAGAUAAUGCUUUGUCGGUUAAGCGACUACAACUGGACUAUGUCAAGAAAGUGGGGUAUGCCAACCUACGUUGCGACUGGGGUCCUGGGUGUCCAAAUGAAGUUCAACCGUUCCGUCAACUGGAAGGGCGCACCACAGAAAUCGCAUUUGCAGGUGCUUGGAUUGGAAUCUUCAAUAACACCGAUAUUCCUUACGAAGUUGGUACACCGUGCUGUGCCCAGUUCGUCGUCACAAGAGAGCAAGUGCAUGCACGGCCACUGAGUGACUACCAACAGUACCAUCGCUGGCUUCUGGAAACCCAGCUUGACGAUGAAACGAGCGGUCGUGUUUUCGAGUAUUUGUGGCAUAUCAUCUUUGGACAGGACGCUAUUUCUUGUCCGGAGAAAGAGCUAUGUUACUGGAAUCUGUACGGAAUUGAUAUCAGUGAACCAGUGGAUGACUUGGAUUUCGACGGGUCCUCCGGCAAUCCACCCCCUAUCAGUUCUGACGUAGAAAAUGGCCCUCAGCGAUCUGGCACAGAUGAUAACGAUCCAACUAGCGAUACGACCUUUGACGACGUUUCGAAACCGGAGGAUCCGCCCGCGACAAAUAAUCCUGCA
Molecule: messenger RNA, 1284 nt
Organism: Penicillium chermesinum
Lineage: Eukaryota; Fungi; Ascomycota; Eurotiomycetes; Eurotiales; Aspergillaceae
Product: DUF3431 domain-containing protein
Exons: 3
Source: RefSeq, a predicted model, not a curated record